ACAGCAGCCAGCUGACUGGGGUUCAGAUUAACCUUCGCUGAGGGAGCGCACAGUGACUGAGGGGCACGGAGCUGUCGGGCGCGGUCUCACUUCCUCCUCGGGACGUCCAGGUUACAGGCAGCAGGAGGCUCCCCCGUCGCCAUGGCGCAGCAGGCUAUCAGCUCCCCCUUCCUCCGGCCCUUCUUUCUCAAGACCCCGGUGAGCGUGGCCAGCCCCGGGCGCCAGCGCCGCCACACGCUCCCCGCCAGCGAGUUCCGCAACCUCACGCCGCAGGACGCCAUCAGCGUGUUCGAGAUCGAGAGGGAAGCUUUUAUCUCAGUGUCCGGGGAGUGCCCACUCACCCUGGAGGAGGUUCUGGGCUUCCUGGGCCAGUGUCCGGAGCUGUCCCUGGGCUGGUUUGAGGAGGGACAGCUGGUGGCCUUCAUCAUCGGCUCCGGCUGGGACAAGGAGCGCUUGGCACAGGAGGCCAUGACCAGGCACGUUGCGGACACGACAGCGGUGCACAUCCACGUGCUCUCGGUGCACCGGCACUGCCGGCAGCAGGGCAAGGGCUCCAUCCUGCUGUGGCGCUACCUGCAGUACCUGCGCUGCCUGCCGCGCCUGCGCCGCGCCCUGCUGGUCUGCGAGGAGUUCCUGGUGCCCUUCUACCUCAAGGCCGGCUUCAAGGAGAAGGGGCCCUCCGCCAUCAGCGUGGGCUCCUUCGCCUUCAUGGAGAUGGAGUACCUGCUCGGGGGCCUGGCCUACGCCCGGCGGAACAGCGGCUGCUAGCGCCGCCCGCCGUCCCCGGCUCUGUCACCGCCUCCGGAGAGGGCUCCCCUCACCCACAACACCAGUGCCACACAGACUCUGCCGCAGACUCACCCGAGUCUGACCAAUGAUCUACCUGUUCACCCAGCUCGUCCUCAGACCAGUCAAAUCACCUCAUAAAGAAGUACAGGACGGCUGCACCACAAGCGGCGUUCGUGUUGUCUUAUCUCACGUAGGGGUGCCUUAUCCCAGGCAAUGAACUGUAACGACAGGCAGACAUUAUCUGUCUGAAGACCCCCCAAGGUCCACCUCAGCCUUCCUUAACCUUUUACAAUCGUCGACCUCAACAAGCCGCAAAGGGCCAGCGUGAUCUGGCAGAGAGAGAGAGUGAGUGAGUUCAGACUGGACUGAUGCGAUCAGGCCUUCAUCAUCAAGAGACUGUCCACAGAAACCCAGAAUCCUCACACCACACUCGGACUGAACGCUCUAGAAACCCAGCACUGGUCACAAAGCCACGAUCUGUCUCUUACUCACAGCAGUCCAAUCAAAUGCACUGACCAAGAUGGGGCAAUUUCAGUCAUACAAGCUUUGUUAACUUUUUAACUGUAAUUCAGAAAAUAUGUUCCAUUGUGCUUUAGAAAAAGGGGCACUUCAGUACUGUACUGUAAAUACCAUUUUCUUUUAUAAAACCUAUGGAAUUUGUGCAUUUCAAUACUCACUGUCUGUAAGAGAACUGCUGGCAUAUUUUUGCUUUUAAUGUGCUCUGCAAUGUAUGAUGUAACUGCAAACCAAAGAUUCAAGCAGAACCCGUCUUAAAAAAUCUGUUAGAAAUGGUACUUGCAAUUUGCUAUGACAUUACAAAUGUCAUUUUUAUCAUAUCACAUCAUUUUUCAAAAUCUGAGAUGUGAAAUAAAAGUUUAAAGACACCCUUUAUGACAUUCUGAUAUGACAAACUACAACUUUUAAGCAAGAUAUGGGCAUGUUUGGAAUACAGAAUCUUUUCCAACUGUCAUAAUAAGCAGAGUAAGUGUUUCUAUUCAUACACUGAAAAAUAAUCCCAGAAGUCUCCAUGUGCACAUAAAACAGUGUUUUCAUUUUAUACAUAUUCUAUUCUCCAACUGUACUGUGGAAGUGUCAUAAGACGUUCUGCCUUGUGCGGCCAUGCUCACGAUGCCAUUGUUGUUGAAGGAAAAUGCCAGUGAAGCUGCUCCUCAUUUUUAAAGCGAAGCUGUGCGCCAUAUUUCUGGGUCUAAAAUGGUCAUUUAUUUCCUGAAAAGUAUGCUCCAGAACAUACUCAGCAAAACCCUGUAAGUAUAUCAUCCUGGGAUUUUAAGUACACCAGAUUUAGAGAAAUGUUUGCCAACUUAACAUCUUUCUCACACAGUGUACUCAACAAGCAUACUCAAAAGUAGAGAAGUGUGCUGGAUCGGACACACCACCCAACCUAUAUCGCACUCAUCAGACCAAACACACAGAUGCCAAAGAAAGAACCACACGAACACAUCAUCAGGCAGCACGAGGCACUCUCUUGCUGUAUUCUCAGUUACAAGUAAGUAGGUGGUAGCUAAAACACUACCUCUUGUCAUUCAUCACCACUUUAGUAGCAGUAAACAAAUAAA
Messenger RNA from Anguilla rostrata (American eel), 2366 nucleotides. It is a transcript of the gene aanat2, whose product is annotated as arylalkylamine N-acetyltransferase 2. The transcript is spliced from 3 exons. Bases 142 to 768 code for a protein of 208 amino acids. Gene Ontology annotation, cellular component: cytoplasm. Gene Ontology annotation, biological process: circadian rhythm; response to light stimulus. NCBI's taxonomy places the organism in Eukaryota, Metazoa, Chordata, Actinopteri, Anguilliformes, Anguillidae. The record is from RefSeq and is a predicted model, not a curated record. Gene Ontology annotation, molecular function: aralkylamine N-acetyltransferase activity.